Molecule: messenger RNA, 1155 nt
Organism: Rhagoletis zephyria (snowberry fruit fly)
Lineage: Eukaryota; Metazoa; Arthropoda; Insecta; Diptera; Tephritidae
Source: RefSeq, a predicted model, not a curated record
AUGGCGUCUCGUGGUAUAGUCCGCAACAGCAAGUUUCGGCACGUCUUCGGGCAGGCGCUGAAGCGCGAGAACUGCUACGACAACAUUCGCAUCAGCAAGAACAGCUGGGACUCAAACUUCUGCGCGGUCAAUCCGAAGUUCGUCGCCAUCAUCAUCGAGGCGGCCGGCGGCGGCGCCUUCAUCGUCCUCCCGCUCAGAUCGACCGGCCGCGUCGAUGUGAACCACCCGCUGGUGGCCGGGCACAAGGGCCCGGUGCUGGACAUUCAGUGGUGCCCCUUCAACGACAACGUCAUCGCCAGCUCCAGCGAGGACGCCACGGUGAAGGUGUGGCAGCUGCCCGACUACGGCGUCUCGCGGACGCUGACGGAGCCGGUGGUGGAGCUGCUCGGCCACCAGCGGCGGGUCGGCUUCCUCGCCUGGCACCCCUCCGCCAAUAAUGUGCUGCUCAGCGCGGGCAGCGACUGCAAGAUCAUCAUCUGGAACGUCGGCACGGGGGAGAUGCUCUCCGCCAUCUCACUGCCCGACCUCAUCUUCCACGUCAGCUGGUGCUGGAAUGGCAGCCGCAUCGUGGCCAGCUGCAAGGACAAGAAGAUUCGCAUCUACGACCCGAAGACGGGCGACCUGGAGUCGGAGGGCGACGGGCACGAGGGCGCCAAGCCGCAGCGGGCCAUUUACCUGCGCAACGACCUCAUCCUCACCACGGGCUUCUCGAGGAUGAGCGAGCGGCAGUACUCGCUGCGCAGCGAGGCCGACCUGGGCAACCCGAUCGUCCUCGAGACGCUGGACACCAGCAACGGCGUCCUCUUUCCCUUCUACGACCCGGACGUCAAUCUGCUGUACCUGGUGGCCAAGGGCGACAGCAACAUUCGCUACUUUGAGAUCACCGACGAGGCGCCCUUCGUCCACUACAUCAACACCUACCAGAGCAGCGAGCCGCAGCGAGGUAUCGGCUUCAUGCCGAAGCGGGGCUGUGAUAUCAACUCCAAUGAGAUUGCCCGCCUCUUCAAGCUCCACUCGAAGGGCUUCUGCGAGGUGAUCUCCUUCACGGUGCCAAGAAAGUCUGAACUCUUUCAAGACGAUCUCUACCCGGACACGGCCGGCGACGUGCCCGCACUGACCGCCGAGGAGUGGAUCGGCGGCGAGGACGCGGAGCCU